AUGUAUAGCAUGAUGAUGGAGGCGGACAUGCACUCCCCCGGUGGAGCCCAGGUCACCACCAACCUGACGGGCCAAACCGGUGCGGGAGGAGGCGGCGGCGGCGGAGGUGGCGGCGGCGGGGGUCCCAAGGCCAACCAAGACCGAGUGAAGAGGCCCAUGAACGCCUUCAUGGUUUGGUCGCGGGGCCAGCGGCGGAAGAUGGCCCAAGAGAACCCCAAGAUGCACAACUCCGAGAUCUCCAAGCGCCUGGGCGCUGAAUGGAAAGUCAUGUCCGAAGCGGAGAAGAGACCCUUCAUCGACGAGGCCAAGCGCCUGCGGGCGCUGCACAUGAAGGAGCACCCGGAUUAUAAAUAUCGGCCGAGGAGAAAGACCAAGACUUUGCUAAAGAAAGACAAAUAUUCCCUGGCCGGCGGGCUGCUCGGCGCCGGCGGUCCCGGGGGCGGCCCUCCGGGGGCGAUGGGCGUAGGAGUGAGCCCCGUCGGGGUCGGCCAGCGCUUGGAGAGUCCCGGGGGAGGCGGCCCCGGGGGUGGCGGGAGCGCCGGCGGAGGCAGCGGAGGCUCCGGCGGCGGCUAUCCGCACAUGAACGGCUGGGCUAACGGCGCGUACCCGGGCUCGGUGGCGGCGGCGGCGGCGGCGGCGGCGAUGAUGCAAGAGGCGCAGCUCGCUUACAGCCAGCACCCGGGCAGUGGUGGCCACCCGCACGCCCACGCCCAUCACCCGCACCCGCACAAUCCCCAGCCGAUGCACCGCUACGACAUGGGCGCCCUCCAGUACAGCCCCAUCUCCAACUCGCAGGGCUACAUGAGCGCCUCGCCGUCGGCCUACGGGGGCAUCUCCUACGGCGCCCAGCCGCACCAGAACUCGGCUGCUGCGGCCGCCGCCGCCGCCGCCGCCGCGGCCGCCGCCUCGUCGGGAGCUCUCGGGGCGCUGGGGUCCUUGGUCAAAUCCGAGCCUAGCGUCAGCCCCCCCGUCACCUCAGCGCACUCGCGGGCCCCUUGUCCCGGGGACCUGCGCGAAAUGAUCAGUAUGUACUUGCCCGGCAGUGAAGGCGGGGACCCAGCGGCUGCAGCCGCCGCAGCCGCCGCCGCCGCGGCCGCUGCCCAAAGCCGGCUCCACUCCUUACCCCAGCACUAUCAGGGCACCAGCACAGGGGUGAACGGCACCGUGCCCUUGACGCACAUCUGA
Messenger RNA from Protobothrops mucrosquamatus (brown spotted pit viper), 1185 nucleotides. RefSeq names its product SRY-box 1 (gene SOX1). Lineage: Eukaryota; Metazoa; Chordata; Lepidosauria; Squamata; Viperidae. Bases 1 to 1185 code for a protein of 394 amino acids. The record is from RefSeq and is a predicted model, not a curated record. Gene Ontology annotation, molecular function: RNA polymerase II cis-regulatory region sequence-specific DNA binding; DNA-binding transcription factor activity, RNA polymerase II-specific. Gene Ontology annotation, biological process: anatomical structure morphogenesis; regulation of DNA-templated transcription; cell differentiation. The transcript has a single exon.